Messenger RNA from Rhopilema esculentum, 4707 nucleotides. The record is from RefSeq and is a predicted model, not a curated record. Lineage: Eukaryota; Metazoa; Cnidaria; Scyphozoa; Rhizostomeae; Rhizostomatidae.
CCCACCCUGUGGAACCGAUUUGCAGGACAACUUUGUGAAGAAACGUGGAUAACGAGAGUUGAGAUUCAGUGAAUCAAACUUUAAAGUUUCCUCAUGGCUGAUGACACCGAAACAAGAACAAGUAGGUCAGACUCACCUGUUUGUUCUAGUGGAUCAGAAAGUAAUGAAGAUGUUUUUGAAAAAGAAGGCACUCCACAAAUGCCAAGUUCCCCAUCACGGAAAACAAAAGCCAGGAAGAUAUCUGAGAGAGGAGGAAAAACAAGAUCCAAAAUUGUCUACACAGCUGGACGACCACCUUGGUACGAUUCAAAUGGACAAUUGAAAAAAGCCUUCAUGAUUGGUAUAUGUGGAGGAAGUGCGUCAGGGAAGACCACAGUUGCCAAAAAGAUCAUCUCCGAACUUGGAGUUCCGUGGGUUGUUAUCCUCUCAUUGGACUCCUUCUACAAGGUAUUGUCCCAUGAACAACAUGAAGCAGCUGGAAGAAAUGAAUACAAUUUUGAUCAUCCAGACGCAUUUGAUUUUGACCUGGCUGUUGAAACAAUGAAGAAACUGAAAGAGGGAAGAAGUGUCCAGGUUCCAAUUUAUGACUUUACAAGUCAUAGUAGACUAGCAAAACAGAAAACUGUUUAUGGUGCAAAUGUUGUCAUAUUUGAGGGAAUUAUGACUUUUGUUUCACCAGAACUUCUUGAUAUCUUAGACAUGAAAGUAUUUGUGGACACAGACUCUGAUAUUCGAUUAGCACGACGUCUUAAGCGCGAUAUAAGCGAGAGGGGACGAGACUUGAUUGGCGUUCUCAAACAAUAUGAUACAUUUGUAAAGCCGAUGUUCGAGCAAUACAUUGCCCCGUCAAUGAAAACUUCAGACAUUGUUGUGCCAUGGGAGGGAGAAAAUACGGUUGCUAUCAAUCUGAUUGUGCAGCAUGUUCGAACGCAGCUUGAAAAGCGUGGAUUCAAUUUCAGAUCAAAGCUGGUUACAGCUCAUAAAGGACAGCCGUUGCCUGAUAAUUUACACAUUGUCGAAGAUACUCCACAGCACAGAGGGUUGCAAGCAAUCAUCAGGGACAAGAACUGCGCAAGGGAUGACUUUGUAUUCUACUCGCAGCGCUUAAUGAGGAUUUUGAUCGAAAAAGCGAUGUCCUUGCUACCAUUCAAGUCCCACAUAUGCACUACGGUGCAUGGCAGUAAAUACAACGGUGUGCGAUUCGCAGGUGCCGGGAUUUGUGGAGUAUCAAUAUUACGUGCUGGGGAGGCGCUUGAAGAUGCCCUCGUUUCUGUAUCAAAAGAUGCCAAGAUCGGAAAAAUAUUGAUUCAGACGAACAAAGACACAGAUGAACCCGAACUACACUACCUCCGUUUGCCAAAAGAUAUCAGAAGAGACCACGUGAUCUUGAUGGAUGCUACCGUUGCAUCAGGAGCUGCUGCGCUGAUGGCAAUAAGAAUAUUGCUUGACCAUGAAGUAAAAGAAGAAAAUAUAAUGUUUGUUUCAUUAAUAAUGGGAAAAGCAGGGGUCCAUUCUAUCGCCUUUGCUUUUCCAAAAGUGAAGAUUGUGACAACUGCUGUUGAUUCAGUAACCAAUGAAAAUUACCACAUUAUACCAGGGAUUGGUAAUUUUGGCAACAGGUAUUUUGGUACUGAGCUGGAGUAAUGGAAUAGGUGCCAUGCAAGACGCGCAUUAUGGCAGCCCAUUCUUUUUGCGGGUAGGGUCAACAUUCGAAUAGCUGAUUGUUAGUAAAGUGCUUGUAGACAAGGUUUAUGUACAACUAAAGAAGCUAUGGCCCAAAACAGCCUAAAAGCUUGCCGGUUAGGACUUCAAUGGAAACCAGUCAAACCCUAUAUUGUUUUCAGUUUAUAUCCAUCUGUUAGUUAGAGCUCUUAUCAUUCCAAUUGAAGGAUAGCAUUUGCUGACAUUCAACACCUUGGGUAUGAGAUUGAUGACAGUCUUGUUUAUCCAACAAUAAACUUUAACUAAGGGUGGUACCAGAAUGUUUCCUAUAAGGUGGAAUGAAUUAUUCGGCGCAGAGUCUUAAAUAUUUUGUUCACCUUAUGACUGCAGUUAAUUAUUUUUGUGUUUUAUCUUCAUACGGGGGGCUAGCAUUCUCCGAAAGGGGUUAUUCCCUUUAGCCUUCCCUGUGCGCCAUCGCUAGCUAGAUUCAGUACAUAUCUCUAAUGGAGGACAAUAUUUAAUCACAUGACGCCCUUAUGAUAAGGCAAUAUAUGAGUUUAUUUUUAGGUGUUUUUACACUUCGAGUUAUUCCCUCUUUACCUUGUAUCAUUCUGUGUCUAUUUGCAUUAUUCCUGCUCUCUGUUUAUCUGAACUCCAAGAUUCAGUGAAUGCAACGGACAGCCUAUCUAGCGUUCUUUUCAUAUGUGCAUUUAACAAAAACCUUUUUUAUCCUCAGCCCCCCCCCCCUAUUCCAGUAAAAACUCCCUAAUAUCUGUUAAGCCUGCUUCCUGAUGCUUUGUAUCACUAGAAGUUCUGCGGGACUCAGAGGGAACCAGCCAAUUAUUUAUUAUAAUGUAAUUUUAUAAAUGAUGAACAGGAUUGUAUAUCAUAUAUCCUGGAACGUCAUAAAUGUAUGUAGUUUUAUGUAGCCAUUUUCAAUAUCUGAUAUUUCACCAAUAGCUUUAACGAAUUGUUUAUCAUAUGAUUUUGAUUGAGAAGUAUUUUUAAAUUUUCUUUUACGAGACCUACUGCAAUGCAGGAUCAUUCAGCAACUACGGGCUGUAUUAAGGGAUUGGUGGUGGGGGCUUGAACUUGAUCACGAGCUCAAUCUGCAAUAAGAGCAAGAUAGUUCAUUGUAAAGCUGUAAUCUAUUUUGGGAAUUAUUUUGGGCUAAGCCUUCCCUACUCCCAGUUAUGCAAUCACAUUGAACUUCCAUAGAAAAGAUAGAACUAUUGGAAGCAACAAUGUUUAAGAGCAAUGGAUUGUUGGUUAGAGACAGAGAAUUCUCUAAUUUUUGUAGAUGCCCUCUCCAAUGAACAGUAGUAGCUGCGGCUCUGCGUUGCAGUUUUGGAAACCCUGGAUAGAGCCCCUUUGUAUCAUAUCCCAGCUGGAACACGCUCGCGAAAUAUGUCCUUGAGAAAGACUGUUUAGUUGAUAUUAUCACGCAGACAUUAUUAAGAAUAAUGUCCAUCGCCAUUGCAAAAACCCUGUCAGAAAAAACUGUUUUGCAUUUUUGGGCAGUCAGUCUGUCUUUUAGACACAUCUUUCGCAUAUCCUUUUGUAUCCAUUAUUGUAGUUUCGUUUCCAAACCCUCUUAGAAACAGACUGGGGUGGUCUAACGAAUGAAACGUCACCAGUCCAAAUUCUCAUCUUAUCCUAACAAAUGUGGUUUAGCUCGAACCAGAUUUCGCAUUUUUCAUAUUCCAUUAAAUAGAUGAUACUGUUAUCUCGCGCGGAUUACUUUUCCAUUCAAUUUAAAUCCAUUUGCAGAGUACGAAUGUUCAAGAUGGCAAAUUCACAAAUUUGAGAUAUAGAUAUAGUCGUACCCGUGGUGUGACUCAAAAGUAGCAUUGCUGAUCUGGUCCGGGUCGUAAUAUAAAUAGGAACUUCGUAGAUAAAACAAGUUAUAUUUGCCCAGUUGCUUAUGGGGUGGAUGCCCAUCUAGAUCUCUAAUAUCUAAGCCGAAAUUAAAUGAUAAAUUUAAGAGAUAGGGGCUGAAAACCGGGGAAGGCGAGAAGACAUUUUCUCUGUUUUAGUCUCGUUUCAGUAACCACCGAGUGAGGCUUUGUUGUUAUGGAAACUACGGCAGGUGCGGGGUUAAAUUGCAAAUAAAAAAUGGCUAGUUAGCUCACCGCAGCGGCGACCGAUUUUCUUUAAUCGUGAAUUGAAAGACAAUCAGGGAAACAACCGCGAGCGAAAUCCUUCUUAUACUAUUGAAGAAAACCGUCCAAGGACUUAGAACCCGUUCGAAAAGUGUUUACAAACAACUUACGCUUAUGAUCAAAGUAAUCUUAAUUAUUUUUGCUGCUCGGAUUGAAGUUUCACGGAAAUGCCGCUACUGAAGUUCUAAGCUUUCUCGCAUUAAUUACAUGCAAGAAGACAUCAAAUUGUCAUUUCACAGUUUCAAUGCUGAUGUCAUACCAAAGUUUGCUGCCCAAAAGAAAGUAUUAGAAAGCACAACUGGAUAUGACACAAUGAAUGAAGCCAAGACAAUAUCUCUCCGUUAUAGACAUGGAAAUACAGGAGGUGACCCUACAAGCAAACUAUUUGCCAACAAUGCUAACUUCAACCUGCCUAGCUUACUGCAGUCCCAGACGAGACUAAAAGCUCCUCUGAAAGCUCCUUCGCAGUUGAAAAAGGACGUUUCUGUAGAAAUUGCAGCGCCAUUCACAAUAAUGAGUUACAGGCCAGAGAAACUUGACGCAGUCAACAAAGCUUCGCUGAAAACCCAGCAGUUGACUAGGACGAGAAAGGCCUCCAAGACUUUUGCAGGAUCAAAUCCAAGAUGGAAAUCCAAACAGCCUGAUCUUCCAAAUCGUGCAAGCGACUAUCCUGAUCCUCUCUUCAAAGCUAGCAAAUCAUUUUUAGCAAGAAUAUCAGAACUUUCUCAACUUGAAUUGGAAACCGUGAAAUUGGAGAAAACCAAGAAGUUAAGGAAGAAAAAACCAGCAGAUAUAUGAGAUUUCAAUAAUAACAAACCUUUUAAAUACUGUAAAUAUAUUUUCUAUUGCUUUUUGAUAAAGAAAAAUAAUUCAAUAUAUCGAA